UGUCAUCUUUUAUGUCCAUCCCUCAGUUUUUAUUUUUAACCUUCUGGAGCCACUGGAUUUUGAUUUCCCCCCAAUCUUUGAACCCUAAUUCCAGAUUUCUAUGUACCUCAAGCUGCCCCUAGAUUCCAUUACCCUGAGAGGUGCUUUUCUUUAGUUCAUCCUCCGUCUUACGUUUCCGUCGCCGAUCUGUGACUUGAUUGCUAAUCAAUCGAAGAAUUCGCGACGUACUUGAUGGAACUCUGUGGAUGUUUCUGAAAUGGCUGGAGAGCGCAGAUGUUGCCGACCUUCUUGAAUAGGGAGGAGGAAAAAAAAAAAAAAGAAAAGAAAAAAUCUCCACCGGAGAAGGCAACUGUUCUAAUUACAAUAAGUAGAAGUUAAAUAGGAUAAAGAACCAAGGAUAAAGAACUUGUGGUGGUGAGGCUGGAAAAAGAAAUGCUGAUGCAUCUUUAAGGAAGCAGAUUCCUUGAAGGUUGUCGAUUAUAAUAGAGCAAGGUAGUGUGAAACACAAGGUAAUCUAGACGAUGGAUGAGCACGAUAGUGGUGGCUGUGGCAGUGAAAAGGGAUUGGUUGCUGAAGAUGAAGGAACUGCACCCCUUCCUGAAAGGGUCCGAGUCGGUGGUUCUCCUACUUAUAAAAUUGAGCGGAAACUGGGUAAAGGAGGUUUUGGACAAGUGUAUGUAGGUCGUCGACUCAAUCCCUCAAAUCCACAUGAAAGAACCGGUCCUGGUGCUGUUGAGGUUGCACUGAAGUUUGAGCAUCGGAGCAGCAAAGGCUGUAACUAUGGACCUCCCUAUGAAUGGCAAGUCUACAAUGCACUCGGCGGCAGUCAUGGUAUACCUCGCGUACACUUUAAAGGGCGACAGUCUGACUACUAUAUUAUGGUUAUGGAUAUGCUAGGCCCUAGUCUUUGGGAUGUCUGGAACAACAAUUCUCAUGCAAUGUCAAUAGAAAUGGUGGCAUGUAUUGCCAUUGAAGCAAUCUCCAUUUUAGAGAAGUUGCAUUCUAAAGGAUAUGUGCAUGGGGAUGUGAAGCCGGAAAAUUUUUUGCUUGGUCCACCUGGAACACCGGAUGAGAAGAAACUUUUUCUUGUUGAUUUAGGAUUGGCUACCAAGUGGCGUGAUAGUAAUACUGGUCUUCAUGUUGAAUAUGAUCAACGCCCAGAUGUGUUUAGGGGAACUGUGCGGUAUGCCAGCGUACAUGCUCAUCUUGGCCGAACUGGUAGCCGUAGAGAUGAUUUAGAGUCUCUUGCGUAUACACUCAUAUUUCUUCUCCGAGGCCGGCUUCCCUGGCAAGGGUACCAGGGCGAAAAUAAAGGUUUCCUUGUGUGCAAAAAGAAGAUGGCAACUUCUCCAGAAGCUCUUUGUUGCUUCUGCCCUGCUUCCUUUAGACAGUUUGUUGAAUAUAUUGUUAACUUAAAGUUCGACGAGGAGCCUAAUUAUGCGAAAUAUAUAUCCCUUUUUGAUGGAAUAGUUGGUCCGAAUCCAGAUAUCAGACCGAUCAAUACUGAAGGUGCUCAGAAGCUUAUAUAUCAUGUGGGACAAAAGAGAGGAAGGUUUUUGAUGGAUGAUGAUGACAAUGACCAACCAAAGAAGAAGGUUAGGAUAGGAAUGCCCGCAACACAGUGGAUAAGUGUGUAUAAUGCCCGACGACCAAUGAAGCAAAGAUACCAUUACAAUGUUGUGGAUUCGAGGCUUUCUCAGCACAUUGAUAAAGGAAAUCAGGAUGGACUAUUUAUCAGCAGUGUAGCAUCUUGUUCCAAUCUGUGGGCCUUAAUUAUGGACGCCGGAACUGGAUUUAGUUCUCAAGUUUAUGAAUGGUCACCUUUUUUCCUUCAUAAGGAAUGGAUUAUGGAGCAAUGGGAGAAGAACUAUUACAUCAGUGCUGUAGCAGGGGCUAAUGAUGGUAGCUCAUUAGUGGUUAUGUCAAAGGGUACCCACUACCUCCAACAGUCUUAUAAAAUUAGCGAAUCUUUUCCAUUUAAGUGGAUCAACAAAAAAUGGAGAGAGGGAUUUUAUGUUACGGCAAUGGGUACAGCAGGAUCCAAAUGGGCAAUUGUUAUGUCUCGUGGAGCUGGAUUCUCCGAUCAAGUUGUGGAGCUAGAUUUUCUUUAUCCCAGCGAAGGUAUUCAUCGAAGGUGGGAAGCUGGCUACCGCAUAACAUCAACUGCAGGAACAAGUGAUCAAGUCGCCCUUGUUCUUAGUGUUCCCCGAAGAAAACCUUCAGAUGAAACACAGGAGACGCUUCGGACAUCAGCUUUCCCAAGCCUGCAUGUGAAGGAGAAAUGGGCCAAAAACCUUUAUAUUGCAUCAAUGUGCUAUGGAAGAACUGUAUCUUGAGGAGAGGGAAAUUUCAAAAUUUCCUGGCAUAGAAAAUCAUCUGUUCCUCACAGGCAAUAUGCAAAUGCCGAUUUUUUCUCCGCUGGAGAAACCUGAUAACUUUCUCUCUGCUCUGAGGCUGAUGCAUCAUGCCUAUAGGGACUUUGAUUUGCUUGCUGUAACCAUUAUCAUAAUAUAUAUAUGUAAUACCUCUGCAAGAAACUGCAAUUGUCUAAAUGUUUAGGCAGGUUUUCCCCUUCGGUAGCUCUUGUUGCUCUGUUCCUGGAAGUUUGUAUAGCAUGGAACAGUAGUUACAUUAUGUUGUACUGCACAGGCAGUGUUGACAUUGGUGAUGGUUUUCCGGCAUGUGAAAUCAGAUUUUGAAACUGAUUAUCUGUCUACAAAA
Andrographis paniculata is the source of this 2721-nucleotide messenger RNA. Its product is annotated as casein kinase 1-like protein HD16. Lineage: Eukaryota; Viridiplantae; Streptophyta; Magnoliopsida; Lamiales; Acanthaceae. Gene Ontology annotation, biological process: endocytosis; peptidyl-serine phosphorylation; signal transduction. Gene Ontology annotation, cellular component: nucleus; cytoplasm. The transcript has 16 exons. Gene Ontology annotation, molecular function: ATP binding; protein serine/threonine kinase activity. Bases 522 to 2336 code for a protein of 604 amino acids. The record is from RefSeq and is a predicted model, not a curated record.